Megalopta genalis is the source of this 2321-nucleotide messenger RNA. RefSeq names its product transport and golgi organization 4 (gene Tango4). Lineage: Eukaryota; Metazoa; Arthropoda; Insecta; Hymenoptera; Halictidae. Gene Ontology annotation, cellular component: catalytic step 2 spliceosome; precatalytic spliceosome; Prp19 complex. Gene Ontology annotation, molecular function: protein binding. Gene Ontology annotation, biological process: mRNA splicing, via spliceosome. The record is from RefSeq and is a predicted model, not a curated record.
AUGGUGCUGAGAUAGAAAUUUUUCAAAUCUUACACACUGACGCUCCUUCUUCCAUCAUAUCAACAUGGACUUUACAAGGUUACAAUCAUAACCUUUGCAUUUGUUGUGCUGUUCUGUGUUGUGUUGAUUGGUGUUGAUGAAUUGAAAAUCCUGACUGAAACAUUUAAAAAUUGUAGUUACAUUUUUAAACAUUUUCCUACAUAAAAAUUAUGAUGCAUGAAUUAAACCUACAGCAAUUUUGAAUAUUGAUGUGAGUUUCCUAAGUUACUGCGUUUAUUUUAAUUAAAAGAGCAACAAGUAACUUUCUCAGUGAUUUUCUUUUAAUAUAUAUUUAAAUAAGGACAACAUUCAUUUGCAGAAAUGGAUGUUCAAAGACAUUCUGUGCAUACUCUUGUCUUUAGAUCUUUAAAGAGAACACAUGACAUGUUCUUAUUAAAUCAAGGUACUUUGCCACCGUUGGAUCCUAAUCUAUUAAGAAUGAAAAAAUCUUUAAAAGCAAAAGACUGUUAUGGACCUAUAUUAGAACGAGUUAAAAUUAAUAAUUUAUCUAAAAUGCAAAAUGAACAUGAAAAUUCUGAUCCUCCACCGCCUGGUGAUGAAUCCUUUGGUGGAAAUAAUAGUAAUGCAAUGGUACCUUAUAAUCCUUUACACAAUAACAACGGAGUUGUUACACAAACAAAUGCACACACAGGAGGUAGUACAGUUAAUAAUAUUGUAAUGAUACCACAAAAAAAGACCCCUUCUAUGGCAAAACCAAAAUGGCAUGCACCAUGGAAAUUAUAUAGAGUCAUUAGUGGGCAUCUUGGUUGGGUAAGAUGUUGUGCUGUUGAACCUGGAAAUGAAUGGUUUGCUACCGGCUCAGCCGACAGAGUUAUUAAAAUAUGGGACCUUGCAAGUGGUAAACUAAAAGUUUCCUUGACUGGACAUAUAAGUAGUGUACGUGGAUUAGCAUUUUCUCAACGUCAUCCAUAUUUAUUUUCUUGUGGAGAAGAUAGACAAGUGAAAUGCUGGGAUCUUGAAUAUAAUAAGGUUAUAAGACAUUAUCAUGGUCAUUUAUCAGCAGUGUACUCCAUGGCAUUACAUCCUAGCAUAGAUGUAUUAGUAACUGCUGGUAGAGAUUCCACUGCAAGAGUAUGGGAUAUGCGUACUAAAGCCAAUGUACAUACACUUGCGGGUCACACUAAUACAGUUGCUAGUGUUAUUUGUCAAGCUGUUGAACCACAGAUUGUUACUGGAAGUCAUGAUUGCACUAUAAGGUUGUGGGAUUUAGCUGCUGGAAAAUCUAGAGCUACUUUAACAAAUCAUAAGAAAAGUGUAAGAGCUGUAACCUUUCAUCCAUCAUUAUACAUGUUUGCCUCAGCAUCACCAGAUAAUAUUAAACAGUGGAAGUGUCCAGAAGGAAAGUUUAUACAAAAUUUAUCUGGUCACAAUGCUAUAGUUAAUUGUUUGGCUGUAAAUGCUGAUGGUGUAUUAGUUUCUGGUGCAGAUAAUGGCACUAUGCACCUUUGGGACUGGAGGACAGGAUACAAUUUCCAACGCUUGCAAGCACCAGUGCAACCUGGUUCAAUGGACAGUGAAGCUGGAGUAUUUAGUAUUACAUUUGAUAUGUCUGGUACCAGAAUGAUUACAACAGAAGCUGAUAAAACAAUUAAAAUUUAUAAAGAAGAUGAUACUGCUACUGAAGAAACACAUCCUGUUAAUUGGAGACCAGAUAUAAUAAAACGGAGAAAGUAUUAAAUAUUGCAACAUUCCUAUUGUACUGAUUUCAUAUUUUCAUGAAUCCUAUGUUAGAAACAAAAUUGAUAGAAUAAUUUAAAUAUUUUAAAGUUCUUCAUUCAGAUCAAAUUCUUCUUCUGGAAAAUUCCCUACUUUUAUAUGCAUUGGUUUUAUGAACCCACCAUAUUUUGAUGAACACUCGAAAUAUUUUUUACCAUUCACACUGCAAUGUAAAAUAUACAAAAUUAAGGUCAAACUGUAGAAUAAUUACUUCCUCCUCGAUUUUGAUGAACGUUGGAUAUGUUACAAAUCUCAACAUUUUGAUCAAUCUUUUCCUAUGAAUACAUGGCACGCACGCGCUUAUUUUCCGAGAUAUCAAAGAAAAACUGUCGCUACUACUACGUUGAAUUUUGUUGAUACGUGCAUAUUGCGGUAGCGCGUAUGCGUGAGUCAGCAGCCUGCUUGCCUAAUGUUUCCACAUAUACAUAUAACACAUUCAACGCUCAUUAAAAUCUGAAAGGAAGCAGCUGUUCUACAGUUUCACCAAAUUAAAUAUACACAUGUAGAUUAAAUUAUAGGUAAAUAUCAAAUUAAUUAUGAUCUUA